AUGGCUCCCAAGUCUCUUGACCUCGUCCCCGAUGACUACCACUUCUUCCGCUCUCAAUUCACCAAACAAGUUCCUCUUCCCACGGACAUCUCCCUGGCUAGUAGCACCAUCAUCAUUACGGGUGGAAACACCGGCAUUGGCUAUACGGCCGCUGAGUCCUUCUUGGCUAUGAACCUCAAGCGCCUCGUCAUCGCUGUGCGUACACCUUCAAAGGGCGAAGCAGCUGCAGCCACACUGCGCGCCAAGUACCCCACUGCCGAGAUCCUCGUCUGGCAAGUCGAUAUGCUCUCCUACAAAAGCAUUCAAGCCUUUGCCAAGCAGUGCGAGACCCUUGAUCGUAUCGAUCUCGCCAUCCUCAAUGCUGGAACUCAGAUGACCAAGUUUGUACUGAGUCCUGAGGGCCAUGAAUCCUCGUUCCAGGUUAACUACCUGUCUACUGUUCUCCUUGCAACUCUUCUGCUGCCCACUCUCAAGCAGAAGGCUCCCGCCGGACAGCCAGGUCAUCUCACCAUCGUCGGUUCAGGGACCGCUCUAACAGCCGAGUUCCCUAAUGCGAAAGACGAGAGCGUCCUCCCCUUCUACGAUGACGAGGCCAACUUCUAUGGUGGCGCAAACCCACUUCCCUCGUACGGAAAGCACAAAGCUCUCUCGCACUUCUGGAUGCUCAAGCUCGCCGAGCGCGUCAGCGCAGACGAUGUGAUUGUAAACGUUGUCGACCCAGGACUGAUAAGAAACACCGGUCUUCAGCAACAGGGCAAUGCGGUUGUUCGCUAUGUCAGUGCAGUCUUCAAGUGGUUUCUGGCCCGAAGCCUGGAGCAGGGUGCCAGCACUUUUGUGCAGGCAGGAGUUGUUAUGGGAAAGGAGAGCCACGGAUCAUUUGUCAUGGACUGGAGGAUUCACCACUACACAAAGUUCCUGCACACCGCAGAGGGCAAGGCUUUUGCAGACAAGCUCUGGUAUGAAACUCUCAAGGAGUUUUCCUUUGUUGAUGUUAAUGGUAUUCUAAACUCUUUGUAA
Messenger RNA from Fusarium sp. VM40, 1017 nucleotides. Lineage: Eukaryota; Fungi; Ascomycota; Sordariomycetes; Hypocreales; Nectriaceae. The record is from the annotation of a GenBank genome assembly.